AUGGCCGCGGCUAUCACGGCGGCGCGGCUCGCCGCCUCCGCGGCCGUCGCAACCUCUGGCAGCUCUCCCCCGUCGCACACGCGCACUCCCCUCCCGUCCCACACCCUCACUCCCCUCCCGUCGCCCACGCUCGCCCACGCAUCCUCCUCCCGUCGCCCACGAUUUCCCAUCCCGUCGCCCACGCAUCCCCAUCCCGUCGCCCACACAUCCCCAUCCCGUCGCCCACGCGUCCCCAUCCUGUCGCCCACGAUUUCCCAUCCCGUCGCCCACGCAUCCCCAUCCCGUCGCCCACGCAUCCCCAUCCGUCGCCCACGCAUCCCCAUCCCGUCGCCCACGCGUCCCCAUCCCGUCGCCCACGCAUCCCCAUCCCGUCGCCCACGCAUCCCCAUCCCGUCGCCCACGCAUCCCCAUCCCGUCGCCCACGCAUCCCCAUCCCGUCGCCCACGCAUCCCCAUCCCGUCGCCCUCUUAUGCCGUCCCCUCUUUCCCGUCUCUCCAUCCCUCACCUCCCCAUCCCUCGUCUCCCCAUCUCACCUUCCCAUCCCUCACCUUCCCAUCCCUCAUCUCCCCAUCCCUCACCUUCCCAUCCCUCAUCUCCCCAUCCCUCAUCUCUCCAUCCCUCAUCUCCCCAUCCCUCACCUUCCUAUCCCUCACCUUCCUAUCCCUCACCUUCCCAUCCCUCACCUUCCCAUCCCUCAUCUCCCCAUCCCUCACCUUCCCAUCCCUCAUCUCCCCAUCCCUCAUCUCUCCAUCCCUCAUCUCCCCAUCCCUCACCUUCCUAUCCCUCACCUUCCUAUCCCUCACCUUCCCAUCCCUCACCUUCCCAUCCCUCAUCUCCCCAUCCCUCACCUUCCCAUCCCUCAUCUCCCCAUCCCUCAUCUCCCCAUCCCUCAUCUCCCCAUCUCACCUUUCCAUCCCUCAUCUCCCCAUCCCUCACCUUCCCAUCCCUCAUCUCCCCAUCCCUCACCUUCCCAUCCCUCAUCUCCCCAUCCCUCACCUUCCCAUCCGUCAUCUCCCCAUCCCUCAUCUCCCCAUCCCUCACCUUCCCAUCCCUCAUCUCCCCAUCCCUCACCUUCCCAUCCCUCAUCUCCCCAUCCCUCAUCUCCCCAUCCCUCACCUUCCCAUCCCUCAUCUCCCCAUCCCUCUCCUUCCCAUCCCUCGCCUCCCCAUCCCUCAUCUCCCCAUCCCUCAUCUCCCCAUCCCUCAUCUCCCCAUCCCUCAUCUCCCCAUCCCUCACCUUCCCAUCUCUCAUCUCCCCAUCCCUCAUCUCCCCAUCCCUCAUCUCCCCAUCCCUCAUCUCCCCAUCCCCUUUCGCAAAUUGCUCGUCGCGCCCGUCCCGUCUGUCCCGUCGCGUGCGCCGUGCCUGCCCGUCCCGCAGCGCCACGCCGCGCCCGUCCCGUUCUGCCUGCCGCGCAGCGCCGAGCCGCGCGCGUCCCGUUCUGCCUGCCGCGCGGCGCCGAGCCGCGCGCGUCCCGUCCUGCCUGCCGCGCAGCGCCACGUCGCGCCCUACCCUACCGUCCUGCAGUGCCUUGAGCCUCACCCACUGCCUGUCACGCCCUACUUAGGCCCUUUAGGCGUUUUAGGGUUUCGGCAGCAGCAGUUCCCACCUCUUCGCUUCCGCUAUGGCGACCCCUAG
This is a messenger RNA of Closterium sp. Naga37s-1, 1635 nucleotides long. The record is from the annotation of a GenBank genome assembly. NCBI's taxonomy places the organism in Eukaryota, Viridiplantae, Streptophyta, Zygnematophyceae, Desmidiales, Closteriaceae.